Brassicogethes aeneus is the source of this 549-nucleotide messenger RNA. The record is from the annotation of a GenBank genome assembly. NCBI's taxonomy places the organism in Eukaryota, Metazoa, Arthropoda, Insecta, Coleoptera, Nitidulidae.
GUUUUGUUGAAGUUUUAUAACCGAUUUGUCUCAAAAUUAUUGUUUUCUCAUAUAUGAAACAAUGUCUUAUCAACUAUACCGAAAUACCACACUCGGGCAUACUCUACAAGAGAGUUUGGAUGAGUUAAUUCAAUACGGUCAAAUAACCCCUCAAUUGGCCUGUAAAGUUUUACUGCAGUUCGAUAAAUCCAUAAACACGACUCUGGCCACAAGAGUUAAGUCUCGGUUAACUUUUAAAGCUGGCAAAUUGAAUACGUACAGGUUUUGUGACAAUGUGUGGACUUUCAUGUUGAACGAUGUGGAAUUUAGGGAGGUCCAAGAAAUUACCAAAAUCGACAAAGUCAAAAUUGUAGCAUGUGAUGGUAAAAAUCUUGCUGAAGAAGGAAGUUCCAAAAAAUAGUCUAUUUUUUUAUGUUUGCAUGGAUAAUUUUAAGUAUUUUGUGAAUAAUGUGGAUAAUUUUAAGUAUUUGUGAAAUGUGAAAGGUUUUAAUAUUUUUUUAAUAGGUACCUUAAAAACUAUUAUAACAUAAGUGGUUUAAUAUAUUUUUG